This is a messenger RNA of Orbicella faveolata, 1327 nucleotides long. RefSeq lists its product as uncharacterized. The record is from RefSeq and is a predicted model, not a curated record. NCBI's taxonomy places the organism in Eukaryota, Metazoa, Cnidaria, Anthozoa, Scleractinia, Merulinidae.
AUCAGUCAUGAUGUGAUUAGUCUUUGAAGAUUAUUUAUAUUUUCUCUUUCUUUGCCUGUUGUAUAACUUCUCUUUUAAAGCUUACUUUUAAUCUGUAGCCCUAAAGUUACGUGGUAGCUAAUUCCAUUAUGUUUUUUUGCUUUUCUGUAAGAAAAUGACUCUAUAUAGUAUUCUUUACGUUGUUCAUUGCUACUUGGGUUAUUUAAGAUGGACCUUUCUGGGUGAGCAACCUAUUAAGGUUUGUCUUUUUCCACGAUCAAAGAUUUCAAUUUUUAUUAAGUGCUUAUUGAUGGACUAUUGUUCUCUUAUUACUUUGAGUGCGCAAUUUUUUCCACGCAGGUGCCCCACUUUUGUUGAUUAUAUUUUAGGGCGCGAUGACCGAAAUGAUGGAAGGGGUUUAGUGGGACCUCCUGGCCCUCCUGGUAAACCCGGACAAAUCGGGCCAAAAGGAGAGGUUGGGAAGCCUGGUUCCAGUGUUUCUGUCCCAGGUACCCCUGGUCAAAAAGGAGAUCGCGGAGCUGUAGGAAGGACUGGAGCACAGGGAGCGAAAGGAGAAAGAGGACAAACUGGGAAGUCUGGGGUCAAGUAUGUUCGGUGGGGAAGGACCACUUGUCCCAGUGGCGCUGAAAUCGUUUAUAAAGGUAUAAUUGUUGGUGAACAUUACACUCACCAAGGUGGUGGAGUAAAUUAUCUUUGCCUUCCUCACAAUCCAAAGUACGACAAGUACAAAGAUGGAUUACAGCUUUCGGGAUACGUGUUUGGCACCGAGUAUGAAGUCAGCGGUUUCAACCCAUUUAAGAAAAACCUCCAUAACCAUGAUGCCCCGUGCAUCGUCUGCUUCGUUAAGUCACGUGGCUCAAUGCUUAUGAUGCCCGCACGGAAUGAUUGUCCAUCUGGCUGGACCAAGGAGUAUCAUGGGUACCUGAUGACUGAAUACUACCAACACAAAAAACAACGUGACUACAUUUGUGUUGACGAAGAUGCAGAGUAUGUCCCCGGUAGUCAAACUGAUAAGAAUGGCGCGUUACUGUACCCGGUGCAAGGAGCUUGCGGCGCUCUUCCGUGUCUUCCAUAUGUCAACGGAAGGGAGUUGACCUGUGCUGUUUGUUCCAAGUGACGAUAUUGAAGGGUUAUCAAAGGGUUCCAACGAAAAAUUGUGCAGAAUCGAGACUUGAUAGACUCAUUCUUAGACCAUGUAGACUCUCGUGAUUUAAAAUGACGUAAAACUAAAAGAAACUAUAGAUAUUUUAGACCGGUUAAUGUAAUCGACAUGGCUAAACUGACGACAUGUAUGGAUAUAGAGGGAACGGACGAAAACGAAAUUAAA